CCAAACCACCAUCAACAAAAAGAUCGAAGAUGGGAUAGGCACUCCACGGUGCCUGCGCUYGUACUAUACACCUCCACAACGCAACCCAGCCCUCCGAAACGAUGCCGAAUCACAGCGGCGGCGACGAAUUCGGCUUCUGCCCCGUCCCGGGAAGCGUGGACGCUCGCACGAUCGUUGCCGGCCAGGACCGCCGCGCCUUUGCACGCCGCAGCCUCCGGKCGGGCGAGGUGGUGCUCCGGAACGCCCCCACCGCCCACGCCCUGUUUYGUGAGCAACGGAGGGAGCGAUGUGCACACUGCUUGUCCACCACCCGGGGAGCGGGCGACGAGAAGRUUUCCCGAUCCACGAAGUUGCUCCGCUGCGGGGGAUGCAAGCAAAUUUGGUACUGCUCCCGAGACUGCCAAAAGGAGGACUUUUUCUUCCACARGGUCGAAUGCAAGCAAUCGUCGAUUCUGCUGACGCCAGCGGAGAUCGGCCAACAGAGCGACGAUGCGGCSCUGCUGGUCCGGAAUUUUCUUGCGCUGCACGUCCGACGAAACGGCAACAAUCCAAAACACGGCGGCAGCAGUGACAGCAACGAGUGCUGCCAGCCUUCCAAGGACGGCACCGUUCGCUGUGGAUCGGAYCAUUUCGAAAGCCUCCAACAGUAUCGCAAAGAACGCCCAUUGGAUGCCCGAGAAAGACAAGACAUCCGGCGCGCGGCACGGGCUCUGUGGAACCAACGAACAACCCUUCACAAACAACUGAAGAACACUUCCUCCGACGCCCUCCGGAGCCUCUCGGAGCUGGAGGAGCGGCUCGAGGGCGACCUGCGGAGGUUUCGUGUCAACAACUUUGGGGUGACGAAUCCGAUGGUCCGGGUCGUCGCUUCGGGCGUCUACCCCCUCGGGGCCCUGCUGAACCAUUCGUGUGCUCCGAACUGUCUGCUGCGCUACGACUUUGCUUCCAGCGGAGGGAGCGCACAGCGGCGGGUCGCCCCCCCGAUGGAAAUCGUUGCUGCCCGGGACAUUUCCGAGGGGGAGGAACUCACCCACUCGUACGUUGAGCUGGUCUCGUCGGUGGACUCCCGGAGGUCAAACUUGAGAGAAAUCUAUGGCUUCGACUGCCACUGCGCGAGGUGUCAAGCGCCUCCUGCCGGUGGUKUGUUUCAAACAACGCUGCCCGGGAACUACCGGUCUUUGUCGCCYAUCGGGCUGACCCAAUGGGUGUUGCAACACUGCAAUCCAGCADCCCCCUGCCAAGACAACGAUUCGUCUCUUGUGCGCGUAAACCAGGACCUUCUUCUGCAACCACCGUCCUUCGAUGAUACUACUUCCGAUAGCAAUGGCACGGCCGUGGUUGAUGCCGGCAAAGCCAAGCAGCGAGAAGCACAGUGCUGCAUGAUAAAUGGCGACAUGGAUGGCGAACUCGCCUGUUUGAAAGAGGCCGUUCGGCUCUUUGAGUCCUCGUUGAAACCAACGGCAACGCCGACGCAUACCCUGCCGUUGUCCCUGGAUCUCUACAAGGCUCGCUGCGACCGAUUGGGGUCCUUGAUCGUUGCGGGAGGAGAAGCCUUUUUGGAGGAGGCGCUCGUGGAGUGCGAACACGUCGUGUCUUUUCUUUGCCUGGCACUGAACCACGUACCCAACCACUCGUUGCUCGGCCUACAGCUAUUUACCCUGGGUGACCUUUACGAAGCGAAUGGAAAACGAGACAAAGCACAGUCGACUUAUAUUUGGGCUAGGAGAACACUACGAAUCAGUCAAGGAGCCAGAAGUGAUAUGGUUGUGAUGCUAAACGAAAAGAUAAUCAAAUCGUGAUAAAGAUUGGUUUUAUAUCA
Pseudo-nitzschia multistriata is the source of this 1819-nucleotide messenger RNA. NCBI's taxonomy places the organism in Eukaryota, Bacillariophyta, Bacillariophyceae, Bacillariales, Bacillariaceae. The record is from the annotation of a GenBank genome assembly.